Molecule: messenger RNA, 1929 nt
Organism: Closterium sp. Naga37s-1
Lineage: Eukaryota; Viridiplantae; Streptophyta; Zygnematophyceae; Desmidiales; Closteriaceae
Source: the annotation of a GenBank genome assembly
AUGGAAGCUCUGAAGGGUCACGCCGUUGUUUUGGUGGCCGGUGGCGCAUCUGUUAGUCUCGCGGGCGAGAACAAGGACAUCUUGCUCAACGAGGACGCUGAUUUUUCCGCGCCGUGCCUUGAUUUCGCUUGCCUUCUGGACGAUGGUUCUUGUCAUUGCAGCAUCCUGCUCGUCAUCCGCCCCGACGACCUCGUUUCGCCUGACGAGGAAAAUUGCGGAACGCGGGUUCUUCACAUCGAGUCAGUUCCCGACGAGGAUAAACAUUCAAAGCUGGCGGACGACGUGGUCGGGUGGUUCGCGAGGGUGGUUGCAUCGGGGAACUUGGAGCCGGAUCUCAAGAAGAAAGUUCGGCAGCGGGCGCUGGUGCUCAGGCGAGAGUGGAUGGACCUCACCCACGUUACCGAUCCUAACGCCAAGUCCGGCAUGAUCGUCGUCUACGGCUUUCAACGCGUGCUGCAAGAUUAUGAUUUUGCGUCGCGGAACAGUUCGGAUGUCGUCCGUGCCCCGAAGACGAAGUCCCUGAAGUCUCUGAGGGACAGGAUCGUCAAGCACGCGUGUGAUCUUGCCGUCGACAUCGUUCUAGUGGAGCCCGCGUUGCACAAAACGGCUGGCGCUCGCUCAACGGUGCUUCACGCGGCCGCGGUGGACAGCGCUGCCGGUACGGUCGCGGACCCUGGAAAGGGAAACCCACCCGCGAGUAAGACACCCGAUGGUGACAACGCGGAAAGGGUAUCGGAGGCUGUGGGUGAUUCAUCCGCGGGAAACCAGAACAGGAAGGUGGAUGACGCGGGAAACGAGAAGGGGCCUGCCGCGCCAACCGCGGAGAAGAACACCGCAGCUGACGACGUGGACAAGGCCAGUCCACCCCGCGUAACCGAGAAUCGGUUGGAGGUUGCUAGUGGCAGAGGUGGGAAAUGGCCGAAAAGGAGCGGCGGCCGCUCCGCCGAACAGCUCUCCAAGUUGCCGGCGCUCACGCUUGCGCACGAGGUGGUGCGUCUCGAGGCCAAAGUCCGUCGGCUGAAGGAGUUGGCCAAUGCGCAGGAAAGGCAAUUGGCACACCAGCGGGAUACGAUGUCGGAGUUGAUGGGCCGCGCGGAGGAGAGCCAAGAGGGGUUUGAACGGGCAUUGACGACCAUGAACCGCCUCGUGGCCCGCGUCGACGAUGCGGAUAAGCGAGGUCGCGAGGAUGUUGCAAACGCGGUCCAGGAAAUGCGCGUGGAGAGGGCGAACGCGACUUCUCAAAGGGAGACGGCGGCGCUCACAUUUGCACGCCUUGAGGCCGCGGUGGUGGAGUUGAAGUCCACGAUUUUUUCCGCGCUCAACAGUGCCGCAGAGCAGACUCGCGCGGAGGUCUGGCAGAAGCUCGUCGGCUUUGAAAACGCCACUGCGAACGCGGCUGAGCGUGGUGCGGGCGCGGGGGCUAUGAUCUUGAGGACAGUGAUGGGGUCCUUCGCGGGUAAUUUGGGGCCGACUACAUGCCCCGAGCAGCCCGCGGGUCGGAUUCCCACACUCCCCGCGGCUCCAGCGGGUGUCACGAGCCUCCCGCUCAUCCUAUCAGGGGGUGGUGAGUCCGCGCGUCAGGAGAAGCGUCCUGUACCUCAAGCUGCCGAAGGCGAGGCUACUACGGGCCGCGUGAAGAAGUUGAAGGCCGCCGGAAAAGAUUCAUCUACCGCGGCUGCUGCAGUGAAGGACGGUGGAGUCGCGGCUGCGAGGCUUGCCAUUGCGGGGAGCAAGAACGAGGGCGCGGUAGUCAUUUCUGACGACGAGGAUGCGGAGGCGUUGGAAUCGCGGAAAAGGUUUCUUGCGGCCCGGGCUGCGGUGAAGGGUGCUGGACGUGGGGGUGCAAUGGCCAAGGACCCGAAGGACCAGCUUUGUAUUGGGACCGGUGCUGUGGAGGGGGGGCAUAAGUGUCAGAUUUAUAUGACAUAG